AGCUCCGCUCCUUCCAGCUUGGGAACAGGCUACUUUUGUGACAGCGACAGUGAUCAAGAAGAAAAGGCCUCUGAUGCCAGCUCAGAAAAGUUGUUCAACACAGUCACAAACAAAGAUCCAGACUUAGGAGUUGUUACGCUAACAGAAAAUGAAGAUCAAGAGGCCAGGCCUUUGGCACUCCCCAAAAUAUCAGGAUUAGAACGGAGCCAAGAGAAGAGUCAGGACGGUGGGAAAGAGCCAUCGCUUGAGCCUGUUGUGCCUCAGGAUCUUUGUCCUCAAGUUCCUCAGCCUUUGGUCCCACCUCGUUUGGUGCCACCAACAGAGGCACGUUCUCCAGAGCCUCCUGCUGUCCACCCUGCUGGCUCCUCCUAUUCGGAAGCCCCAGAGAAGCAACCUGCUUUGGAAGAGGCCCAGUUUCCCACCCUUCCUCCUUCCCAAAUACAACAUCCACCGAGGCCUCCUUCUCCUGGGCAGCCGGCCCAUCCAAACCGACCACCUUCACAGCUGCGUCCUCCCUCCCGUAGCCUUGCACAACAGUUGUCGGCUUACAACAGCAGCAGUUUGAGCCUCAACAGCUUGAGCAGCAGCAGAAGCAGCACUCCAGCCAAAAGUCAACCCCCUCCUCCCCCACCGCCUCAUCCCCCCAUAGCUCACCAUCCCUCGGCCUCCCCCUUCCCCCUGUCUUUACCCAAUCACAGCCCCCUCCAUAAUUUCACACCUGCCCUCCAGCCUUCUAAUCACACCCAUCACCCCAAUAUGUUUGCCCCUCCCACGGCAUUGCCUCCUCCUCCUCCUCUGACAUCGGGGACAUUACAAGUUCCAGCUCAUCCCGCUGGCACUGCUUACUCAGAGCAAGAUCUUCUCCGCCAGGAGCUGAACACUCGGUUUCUGGCUUCCCAGAGCGCUGAUCGUGGCGCCUCGCUGGGCCCACCACCUUACUUGAGGACGGAGUUCCACCAACACCAGCACCAACACCAGCACACGCACCAACACACGCACCAGCACACCUUCACGCCUUUUCCUCACGCCAUCCCGCCAACAGCCAUUAUGCCAACGCCAGCACCUCCCAUGGUGCGUAAUCCAGGCAGAAAUUUUGACAAAUACCCUACAAAAGUAGAUCCUUUCUACCGUCACAGUUUAUUCCACUCCUAUCCUCCUGCUGUGUCUGGGAUCCCUCCUAUGAUCCCUCCAACUGGUCCUUUCGGCUCGCUGCAAGGAGCGUUUCAACCCAAGACUUCAAAUCCUAUUGAUGUUGCGACAAGACCUGGAGCUCUUCCUCAUACUCUCCUUCAGAAGGAUCCCAGGUUGACAGAUCCAUUCAGGCCUAUGUUGAGGAAACCAGGCAAAUGGUGUGCUAUGCAUGUUCAUAUUGCUUGGCAGAUAUACCACCAUCAACAGAAAGUCAAGAAACAGAUGCAAUCAGACCCCCAUAAGUUGGAUUUUGGUUUGAAACCUGAAUUUCUGAGCAGACCUCCAGGUCCUAGUCUUUUCGGGGCUAUCCAUCAUCCUCAUGACUUAGCCCGACCGGCGACUCUCUUCUCGGCAACCAGUGCCGCCCAUCCAGCCGGUCCGACGUUUGGCCCUCCCCCACACCACAGCAACUUUCUCAACCCCGCGGCCCAUUUAGAGACUUUUAAUCGGCCCACGACGUUCACCAGCCUUGCAGCCAUGAGCAGCAAUGCCUUCGGGGGACUUGGCAACCAUGCCGUUACACCCAACGCUAUGUAUGGCCACAAGGAUUGCCCCGGCAUGCAAAGCUAUAGCAACCCUCACGAGCCUUGGAAUCGUCUGCACCGAACGCCUCCUUCGUUUCCGACUCCACCGCCCUGGCUGAAGCCAGGUGAGCAGGAACGCAGCGCGUCCGCUGCAGCUCAUGAACGAGACAGAGAUGUAGAUAAAGGAGACGCUUCCCUUAGUAAAGAUGACAAAGAAAGAUCUUCAAAUUUCAUUUUGCAGAACUUCGUCGCUACAAAAUAUUUGGAGUUGAUACUAGAUUAA
Messenger RNA from Thamnophis sirtalis, 1998 nucleotides. The record is from RefSeq and is a predicted model, not a curated record. Lineage: Eukaryota; Metazoa; Chordata; Lepidosauria; Squamata; Natricidae.